AUGGGAGAAGGUGGCUUCGGAAAGGAAGGCGGCUUCGGCAAGGGCAAGAAGGGAGGUAAGGGAAAGAAGGGCGGCAAGAUAUCCUGAGUAAAAACGUACCCACACCAGAGUUGUAAUGCAGAUGUACAAAGACAGGAAGACUUGUAAUGCGCAUCCCCAUGAGAGCCAUUUCCAAUCGUUUUUCGGAAUUUGUGAUGCUGUGAACAGGAUGAGCAGACGAAUCUGUGACGCGGCUGCACUUGCUAACCUGCACUACACUGCCGAGCGCAACUUGUCAUGCGUGACUCACAAAACUCCCAGGCUUGUGUUGCAGAAUCCCCAUCCUGACUCUGGUGUGGGUGCGUUUUUACUCAGGAUACAAGAAGGGAGGCAAGAAGGGCGGUGACGCAGACAAGGAGUGGGUGCCCUGCACCAAGCUCGGCCGAUUGGUCAAGGAUGGUAUAAUUUCAGAAUUUUUUUUUCGCUGUGAAUGCGAUUUAGAAUGAUUGUGUCGGAACAGUGUCAGCUUGAAAAGUUGCGAAGCACGACUAUGUGAUUGAGGGCGGUAUUGAAGAGGUCAGUGACAUAAGCUGCACUCGAGUCUACACCUAGCUGACAAGGACCUUCUAGCAACACAAGUUUAUUACUUCGAGCGGAUACUUAGUAGUUCCUCAAUGUGCACUCCUGAAUGUGGAGAAGCCGUACGGUAGAAAUCGCUGUUUUAUUUCAUCGGUGUGACGGGGUGGCAUUUUAGUUUUACCACACCAGAGCGCCGUGUCAUCAUCCCGCUUAUCACGACUCAAUUCCAAAAAAUUUUCUUCUAAACCGCCACUACGACCCAUCUAUCAGGUAAAAUCGCCACCCUGGAGGACAUCUACCUGCACUCCCUGCCGAUCCGUGAGUACCAGAUCAUUGAUCACUUCUUCCCGGCCCCGGCUGGCCAGCCCGGCGCCCUGAAGGACGAGGUCGUGAAGAUCCACCCGGUCCAGAAGAUGACCUCCGCCGGUCAGCGCAACCGCUUCGUCUGCUACGCCCUGGUCGGCGAUGGCAACGGACACAUCGGUCUUGGAUCCAAGGUAUAAGUGGUUUUUAAUUGUUCAUGCGAGUUAUGAAGAAACCUUCAAUUGAUUUUUGUUUCAUUGCAAUUCUGUAAUGCUGAUAGAUUUAUUUUCGAUGGAGAUGGAGAUGGAGUAUGGCAUUGGUUUGUCUAUCACAUGCGGUCUUAUAAUCCUUGUUGAUGCACAAACUACCAGGUCGGAAAGGAAGUCGCUACCGCUAUCCGCGGUGCUGUCAUCUGCGCCAAGUUGAACUUGAUCCCGGUCCGCCGUGGGUACUGGGGUAACAAGAUCGGUCUUCCCCACACCGUCCCGAUGAAGGUAAAGAUUUUACACACUCAAAUGUUUUUCAUUCUUGCGUUUAAUGUACAGAUGUCUGUGGUAAAAGCUUUGUCAUACAAAAAUGCACAACAUACGAGAAUCCCUGUCGUUUGCAGAAGCGCUAAUGCGGAAUUUUACAAUCCCAAACUAUAACCCCAGGUCACUGGUAAGUGCGGUUCCGUGAUGGUCCGGUUGAUCCCGGCCCCGCGUGGUAGCGCCGUGGUUGGGUCCCUGACUUUGAAGAAGAUCAUGGCCUUCGUAUGCUAGGUAAAAACGUCCCCACCCCAGAGUUGUCAUGCAAAAAUGCAUGCUGGAAAUGUUUCUCAUGCGGAUCCCCACGAGAGACAUUUUCUCAUGCUAUCUGGAAGUUUGUGAUGCUGGAAUCAGGAUAGGGUAGUCGGUUUGUCAUGCAGCUGCACUACUUCAAACAGAACUACACUACGAGUCUAAAUUUGUCAUGCGAAACAGCCAAAACUUGUUGAUUUGUGUAGCAAAGUCACCAUCUUGACUAUGGUGUGGGGACGUUUUUACUCAGGAUACUUCGCCGGCGUGCAGGACGUCUUCUCCUGCUCCUCCGGGCACACCCGCACCAAGGGCAACUUCAUCAAGGCCACGUUUGAAGCCCUCCGCAACACCUACCGCUUCAUCACCCCGGAGCUCUGGGAGCCGACUGCGUUUAAGAUCAACCCGUACCAGGAGUUCAGUGACUACCUGAUGGAGGCCAAGUCCGCGUAAAUCGCGAUGAAGUGUCUGUCGUAGGCUGAAAAGACUACAUAUCGGAUGUUUUGCUUGAUGCGAGAUGUGAAACGGGAGAUCAUGUUUGGAACAAACACGUCUUCUGCGAUCCGCAAGAGCGGAUAGUACUGUGAACAAUUCCUCGAGGUUGUAUUGGACCCUAUAACAAUUCUUGCCACACACCAAAAAAAACUGCGGUUUGAACAUCAAAUCGCAUGGCGGAGAGCGCUUUUGCUUUCUGUCUGCUGGUACCAGGAGCGUCAGGACUUCUGGCGUGUUUAUGGAAAGUCUAUGUUGUUCGAGG
Molecule: messenger RNA, 2394 nt
Organism: Amoebophrya sp. A120
Lineage: Eukaryota; Dinophyceae; Syndiniales; Amoebophryaceae
Source: the annotation of a GenBank genome assembly